UGCUCUGGGAGGACAGGAGUCUGCAGAGGAAACAGAAAGUUCAGAGGGGUGCAAAAGAAGAAGGAACAGAAUUAGAAAAAGCAAAGGACCUCCCUCCUUCUCAUUCUGCAGCUCCUGCAAGAGCCAACAACCCAGAAGUAUUAUCUAAGCUGCCACAGUAGAUCUUGACCUUUUUAACAGAGUAUCUCUUACCAUCAUCAUCAUGGCCGAGAUUACAGCAGAAGGACGUAUGUCUACAACCACAACAAUAAUAGAUGGUAAGAACGGAUCCGUUCCCUCAUCAUCCAUGAAAGUGGGCAAGAAAUCAGUUACAGAAGACCUCGUGGCAACGUUCAGCUCACCAGCAGCAUGGCUUCUUGUUGUUGCUUUGAUUGUUACCUGGUCAGCAGUAGCUAUUGUAAUGUUUGACUUGGUGGAUUACAAAGCCUUUGCAGGCACCUAUUCACAACAUUGCGAUGAUCCCUGUUUACCACCUGGGAGAUCUGUUAACAAGCUCAGCACAGAACCACUGAGAAUCAUUCAUGAAACACUCGAAGAAUCCACUGAUUGGCUUUAUGGCUUUAUUUCUUUACUGUCUGACAUCGUGUGGAGUGAUGAUGAUGACAGUGAUGAAGGUAUUUGUAGUGUAAAGACUUCU
Messenger RNA from Antrostomus carolinensis (chuck-will's-widow), 637 nucleotides. RefSeq names its product triadin-like. Gene Ontology annotation, molecular function: signaling receptor binding. Gene Ontology annotation, biological process: regulation of cardiac muscle cell membrane potential; heart contraction; regulation of release of sequestered calcium ion into cytosol by sarcoplasmic reticulum. Lineage: Eukaryota; Metazoa; Chordata; Aves; Caprimulgiformes; Caprimulgidae. The transcript is spliced from 4 exons. The annotation marks the transcript as partial. Gene Ontology annotation, cellular component: sarcoplasmic reticulum; plasma membrane; junctional sarcoplasmic reticulum membrane. The record is from RefSeq and is a predicted model, not a curated record.